Molecule: messenger RNA, 3817 nt
Organism: Equus quagga
Lineage: Eukaryota; Metazoa; Chordata; Mammalia; Perissodactyla; Equidae
Gene: CSF1R
Product: colony stimulating factor 1 receptor
Exons: 21
Coding region: 120-3026 (968 amino acids)
Biological process (GO): multicellular organism development; cytokine-mediated signaling pathway; positive regulation of kinase activity
Cellular component (GO): signaling receptor complex; CSF1-CSF1R complex
Molecular function (GO): cytokine binding; macrophage colony-stimulating factor receptor activity; ATP binding
Source: RefSeq, a predicted model, not a curated record
GUGCAGCAGAGAGGAACGUGCGUCCUGUGGUCCUGGUCCCUGUGGAGCUGGCAGCAGGGAGCUCAGAGCGCUGACCACCCCUCAGCCCUGCCUCAGCCUGCCACCUCCCCACUGAGGCCAUGGGCCUGGGGGCUCUGCUGGUCCUGCUGGUGGCCACCGCUUGGCAUGGUCAGGGGGUCCCAGUGAUACAGCCCAGUGGCCCUGAGCUGAUUGUGGAGCCAGGCACAAGGGUGACCCUGCGAUGUGUGGGCAACGGCAGCGUGGAAUGGGAUGGCCCCAUCUCCCCAUCUUGGACCCUGGACCCAGAUGCCCCCGGCAGCAUCCUGACCACGAAUAAUGCCACCUUCCAAAACACGGGGACCUAUCGCUGCACGGAGCCUGGAGACCCCCUGGGGGGCAGCGCCACCAUCCACCUCUUUGUCAAAGACCCUGUUCGGCCCUGGAAGGUUCUGGCCGAGGAAGUGGCAGUGCUGGAGGGUCAGGAUGCACUACUGCCUUGCCUGCUCACCGACCCGGCGCUGGAGGCUGGCGUCUCGCUGAUGCGGGUGCGCGGCCGGCCUGUCUUGCGCCAAACCAGCUACUCCUUCUCACUAUGGAAUGGCUUCACCAUCCACAAGGCCAAGUUCAUUGAGAGCCAGGACUACCAAUGCAGUGCUCGGGUAGACGGCAGGACGGCGACGUCGAUCAGCAUCCGGCUUAAAGUGCAGAAAGUUGUCCCAGGGCCCCCAACCUUGACACUGGAGCCUGCAGAGCUGGUGCGGAUUCAAGGGGAAACUGCCCAGAUCGUGUGCUCAGCCAGUGACGUUGAUGUCAACUUUGACGUCUUCCUCCAACAUGAAGACACCAAGCUCGCAAUCUCUCAACAAUCCGACUUCCGUGAUAACCGUUACCACAAAGUCCUGAUCCUCAGCCUCGGUCACGUGGGCUUCCAAGAUGCCGGCAGCUACUCCUGCGUGGCCACCAAUGCCCAGGGCGUCCGCUCCUCCUCCAUGGUCUUCCGGGUGGUAGAGAGUGCCUACUUGAACCUGACCUCUGAGCAGAACCUCCUCCAGGAGGUGACCGUGGGUGAGAAGCUCAACCUCAAAGUCAAGGUGGAGGCCUACCCAGGCCUACAAGGUUUCAACUGGACCUACUGGGGACCCUUCUCUGACCACCCACCCAAGCUCACUUUUACCACUGUCGAGGACACAUACAGGUACAGCUCCACCCUCUCCCUGCCUCGCCUGAAGUCCUCUGAGGCCGGCCGCUACUCAUUCCUGGCCAGAAACGCCAAAGGCGAGGAAACUCUGACCUUUGAACUUACCCUGCGAUACCCCCCAGAGGUAACGGUGUCGAGAGCCCUUAUCAAUGACUCCGAGGCCCUGCUCUGUGUGGCCUCUGGGUACCCCCAACCUAAUGUGACAUGGCUGCAGUGCGGAGGCCGCACUGAAAGAUGUGAUGAUGCCCAAGUGUUGGUCUUGGAGGACUCACACCCUGAGGUCCUGAGCCAGGAGCCCUUCCACAAAGUGACUGUCCAGAGCCAGCUGGCUGUUGGGACCUUGGAAUACAACAGGACGUAUCAGUGCAGGGCCCACAACAGCAUGGGGAACAGCUCCCAGGCCUUCUGGUCCAUCUCUGUGGGAGCCAGCAUGCAGCCCCCCGACGAGCCCCUGUUCACACCGGUGCUGGUCGCCUGCAUGUCCAUCAUGGCCUUGCUGCUGCUGCUGCUGUUGUUGCUUUUGUACAAGUACAAGCAGAAGCCCAAGUACCAGGUGCGCUGGAAGAUCAUCGAGAGCUACGAGGGCAACAGCUACACCUUCAUCGACCCCACCCAGCUGCCCUACAACGAGAAGUGGGAGUUCCCCCGCAACAACCUGCAGUUUGGUAAGACCCUCGGAGCUGGCGCCUUUGGGAAGGUGGUAGAGGCCACGGCCUUUGGUCUGGGAAAGGAAGAUGCUGUCCUGAAGGUGGCUGUGAAGAUGCUGAAGUCCACGGCUCACGCUGACGAGAAGGAGGCCCUCAUGUCAGAACUGAAGAUCAUGAGUCACCUGGGCCAGCAUGAGAACAUAGUCAACCUGCUGGGAGCCUGCACCCACGGAGGUCCUGUCCUGGUCAUCACCGAGUACUGUUGCUAUGGCGACCUGCUCAACUUUCUUCGAAGGAAAGCUGAGGCCAUGCUGGGACCCAGCCUGAGUCAGGGCCAGGACCUUGAGGCGGGAACUGGCUACAAGAACAUCCACCUGGAAAAGAAAUACGUCCGCAGGGACAGUGGCUUCUCCAGCCAGGGUGUGGACACCUAUGUGGAGAUGAGACCUGUGUCCACUUCCUCUUCAAAUGACUCGUUCUCUGAGCAAGACCUGGACAAAGAAGAUGGGUGGCCGCUGGAGCUGAGGGACCUGCUCCACUUCUCGAGCCAGGUGGCCCAGGGCAUGGCUUUCCUUGCUUCUAAGAAUUGCAUCCACCGGGACGUGGCGGCCCGAAAUGUGCUGCUGACCAGUGGGCGUGUGGCCAAGAUUGGGGACUUUGGGUUGGCCAGGGACAUCAUGAAUGACUCCAACUACAUCGUCAAGGGCAACGCCCGCCUGCCUGUGAAGUGGAUGGCUCCUGAGAGCAUCUUUGACUGCAUCUACACAGUGCAGAGUGACGUCUGGUCCUACGGCAUCCUGCUCUGGGAGAUCUUCUCACUCGGGCUGAACCCCUACCCUGGCAUCCUGGUGAACAGCAAGUUCUAUAAACUGGUCAAGGACGGAUACCAAAUGGCCCAGCCUGCAUUUGCCCCAAAGAACAUAUACAGCAUCAUGCAGGCCUGCUGGGCCCUGGAGCCCACCCACAGACCCACCUUCCAGCAGAUCUGCUGCUUCCUUCAGGAGCAGACCCAAGUCGACAGGAGAGAGGACUACACCAACCUGCCAAGCAGCAGCAGCAGUGGCAGCAGCGGCAGCAGCAGCGAGCCAGAGGAGGAGAGCUCCAGCGAGCACCUGGCCUGCUGUGAGCAGGGAGAUAUUGCCCAACCCCUGCUGCAGCCCAACAACUACCAGUUCUGCUGAGGUGACAAUGGGAAGCCCUGCCUCUCCCCUCCUCUAAGCUUCAACUCCUCCGUGGAUGGGGCGCCAUGGGGAGAACACAGACUCUGCCCUUGAUCACUUCACUCAACAGCCUGGUCCAGCUCUGAAACUCAGGAAUAUGGGAUCCAUGGGAGGUCAGAGAGGACCCCGCUUCCAGGGCUGGACCAUCACUGCCAGUCGGGGGCUGGGGCUGAGCCCCCCCCCGGCCCACUGUUCUCAAUGCUGUGGCCUCAUGUUCACUAUGCCAACAGGAAGAACCUGCAACACACUCUUAACCUUGUCCCCAUUUUCAGGACCUCUCUUCCCUUCUCCCCUCAUGUCUCAAUGGAAAUGGACUAGUUUAUGCCUAGGGCAUCCCUAGGAGCUGCCCUAACAUUGAGAAACCAAGGCUCCCUGGGCCUUGGUAGAGGGGAGGGUCCCUCUCUGAGUGGAGCAGCGAGAACAGACAGGUGCUCAGAGGCUGUGCUUGGCUCAGCUCCCUCAGAGCACGGUGGCUCCUCUGUAAGAAUCUAACCGUCCACUCUCUGCCCUCUAGCCCUCUUCUCUCCUCAGCCCCACCCCACCCUGAAUCUGGUAUUCCUAUAGUGAGCCAGGUGGCAGCUAAAAGUUUGGGGCGUUCUGCCCAGUCCUCCACAUUCUGAGCUGGAAGGCAGGGGACCCGUGUGGCGGGCUACAGCAAGCAAGCAACAUGCACUUCCCCAAGUUGACUCAUCCUCACUAACAGUCACAUUGCGGGGUGUCUCUGUCAACAUUAAACUAACAGCAUUAACACA